GGCUCAGGCAGGAGCUGCAGGAGGAAAUGUGGAUGUCAGUGGAGCCAUCGAUAGAGUUCAGUGGCUCAUCCGGCCGAUGUGCCUAUGGCCUGUCCUUUACACAGCCAGCGGCACGUGUCCUCUGCCUUUGACUGCCCUAGCCCGAUGGAUCGGGUACCCGCGUCGCAGCUGGAUGAACUGGAGGGGGCUGUUCAGUGCAAGAUGGAGCUGAACCUGCAACCUUCAGGAUUGCAGUUGGACACUUCAACUCCUCAGCGCCAGAGGGACAGGGAGCUGCCUGAAAUAUGGGACACUCUGCAGGGCUGUAAUUUCACUGCUGGAAGAGAAAUGAGUGAACUACUUUGUGGAACAUCUGAGAGGACCCGCGAUGGGAGGGCAGGGGAGCUGAGUGAACCCAACAGAACAGGUGAGCUGCUUGGGUCGAAGAGGAAGCGGAAGCUGCUAUUAAUCCACCAGGCCCUAACAAGCGACCCUGUGGCCGUGGAGACCCUCCGGGGGGCAGCGGUGAGCGAGGGGGGGCUGCUCACCGAUGAGAUCCGCAGGAAGGUCUGGCCGAAGCUGCUUAGCGUCAAUGUGUACAACCUGCCUCCCAAGCCAGGCAGGGCUGUCCGCCAGAACCACAAGGACUACACCCAAGUGCAGCUGGACGUGAGCCGCUCCACACACCGCUUCCCCCAAGGCAUGCGGGCAGAGCAGCGCCAGGUCCUGCAGGAGCAACUCAUCGACCUCAUCCUGCACAUCUUGAGGGCUCACCCCGAGCUGCACUACUACCAGGGCUACCACGACAUCGCCCUCACACUUCUGCUGCUGGCGGGCGAGCGCAUGGGCAGUGCGCUGCUGGCGAAACUCUCCACCCACCAUCUCAGGUGAUAUACCGUGGCUAUGUGACAUACAUGAUGUGACUGAAACUCUGAAACAAUAGAAAAUAAUGGUGAUGUUGAAGGUGGAUAGUCUUCAGAAUCCUGUAUGUUGAAGGUGGAUUCUCUGAAACAAAAUAAAUCAAUGCAGUUAUUUAAUUAUUACUACGCUGCUCGUGUAGUAUUCCUUAUUGCAUUCACUGCCACACAGUGCUACUUUAAAAGUGAUAUUGUAAAAGGAAGAUCUGCCUAUUUCAGCUGUUUAUUUUUAUCACAACUGCAUCUGAAAUGCUAGUACCACAGAAUAACAACUAUAUUUUUUGCUCAAACAUGAGAAUUGAAGUAUAGUCCAGAAGGAAGACAAGCAGUCCUUAAGCUUUUUAAUUUCAGACUUGUUUCUUAUCAACCUGAAGAUCCCGCAUGUUCAGACACGUUCCUUUCAUUAUCUUCAAUGCAGCUUCCUCCUAAGAAGGAAAACUUCUCAUGAUGUGGUUUCAUUCGGGCAGCCAGACCUUGCAUUUCUUUGUUGCACUGUUUGCAUUUUGCACAUAUGCCUGUCUUACCCACAGGUAGAGGAACUUCAUU
Molecule: messenger RNA, 1442 nt
Organism: Chelonoidis abingdonii (Abingdon island giant tortoise)
Lineage: Eukaryota; Metazoa; Chordata; Testudines; Testudinidae
Source: RefSeq, a predicted model, not a curated record